Molecule: messenger RNA, 2148 nt
Organism: Polyodon spathula (Mississippi paddlefish)
Lineage: Eukaryota; Metazoa; Chordata; Actinopteri; Acipenseriformes; Polyodontidae
Gene: vps26a
Product: VPS26, retromer complex component A
Exons: 9
Coding region: 84-1070 (328 amino acids)
Biological process (GO): retrograde transport, endosome to Golgi; intracellular protein transport
Cellular component (GO): endosome; retromer complex
Source: RefSeq, a predicted model, not a curated record
ACCUAGGCAGCCGGAGUAAGGGAGGAUUUUCAAAGGGAGCAGAGUAAUAUACAUACAUACACACACUUUGGAAACGGGCUGAAAUGAGUUUCCUUGGAGGUUUGUUUGGUCCAGUGUGUGAAAUUGAUGUUGUUCUCAAUGAUGCCGAGACAAGGAAGACGGCAGAAAUAAAGACAGAAGAUGGCAAAGUAGAAAAACACUUCAUGUUCUACGAUGGGGAGUCGGUUUCAGGGAAGGUAAAUCUCACCGUUAAACAGACAGGAAAGAGACUGGAGCACCAAGGGAUUCGGAUUGAAUUCGUGGGGCAGAUUGAGCUGUUCAGUGACAAGAGCAACACCCAUGAGUUUGUGAACCUGGUGAAGGAGCUGGCCCUGCCAGGAGAGCUGACCCACAACAGGAGCUAUGACUUUGAGUUCAUGCAGGUGGAGAAGCCAUAUGAAUCCUACAUCGGCGCCAAUGUCCGGCUCAGGUAUUUCCUUAAAGUGACGAUAGUGAGAAGGCUGUCGGACUUGAUCAAGGAGUAUGACCUCAUAGUACAUCAGCUGGCCAGCUACCCAGAUGUGAACAACUCCAUCAAAAUGGAAGUGGGGAUAGAAGACUGUCUACACAUAGAGUUUGAAUACAACAAGUCCAAGUACCACUUAAAAGAUGUUAUCGUGGGCAAAAUCUACUUUUUGUUAGUGAGAAUUAAAAUCCAGCACAUGGAGCUUCAACUUAUCAAAAAGGAGAUUACUGGCAUCGGACCUAGUACGACUACUGAGACGGAAACCAUUGCUAAGUAUGAGAUCAUGGAUGGAGCUCCAGUGAAAGGUGAAUCUAUUCCUAUCAGACUGUUUCUCGCUGGAUAUGACCUCACUCCCACAAUGAGAGAUGUGAACAAGAAGUUCUCUGUCCGCUACUUCCUCAACCUGGUUCUAGUGGAUGAAGAGGACAGGCGGUACUUCAAACAGCAGGAAAUUGUUCUGUGGAGAAAAGCACCUGAGAAGAUCCGAAAACGCACCAAUUUCCACCAGCGCUACGAGUCCCCCGAGUCCCGGCCAACCGUGUCUGCUGAACAGCCAGAAAUGUGAAGAGCAGCCACAAGCAAACCUGGCGAUGUGGAGAGCAGCGCAGCGAGCUGUAACGAACAGAGAGCAGCCCAAAUCCACACAAAAGUUCUCACUGUCUUCGUCCAUCCUACACGGCUGCAGUUACUCUGCCAUAACACUAAACAUCCUUCAAGUCUCUGCGGACUUUCUCUCGCCAAAACACUGGAUCGUUCGGAAGCUACCAUUUUAUACUUCACAUUUUACCCUUUCGUUUAAUAACUUCGUGCACUUGGAUAUGCAAUGAGCUUCAAAGAAAAGAAAAAGUCUGUUUAAAUAUUUCAAGAAUGUUCCCUGUGCAUAUAGGCUGGUUAAUGUGUUAGAUGUUGGUUACAGGUUUUCUGGGACGUGCACAGCUGAUCCCCAGGUGCCAUAAUGAUUUGCUGUAAGAUGUACACGAUUUAAGUUGGAGGUUUUUUUUUUUCCUCAUAACUUAUGUAGUGUUUCUUCUGAGGUUUACACCAUCAUUUGUUCCAUUUUACUAAUUUCACUUUAAUGUAUUAAAAGCUCCCUUGACGAGUUAUAUUUACUUUUACUAUUUUCUUUCUUGGAAAAGAAGUGUAGAUGUUUGUGUUCAAAGUAGUGCUGUUACAUGAGGCUGAGAAAUAUCCAGCAUUUACAGGUGGGUGUUUAUGAAUUAAUUUGAAUGUCCUUUUUCAGCCCUUAAAAUAUUUGAUAACCUUUUUUUGUAAUCACUGUGUCAUUGGUUCAACACCUGUACGGUUGAUUUUUUACCACUAUCAAAACUGCAUCGUUUAGUACUCCUAUUAUCUUUGAAAGUGUAAAUAAGUGUGGAAAACGAAUGGUGCCAUUGUAAACAGUGCACUGAAACACAACCCAGGCAGAUCUGCAUUUGUUUUAAGUCCUCCCCCCCCCCCCCCCCAUGUAAGUGCCUCUGAAGGAAUGGGUGAUGGUUAUGCCAGAUAUGCUGGCAACAUGCAUGUUCCCUCUUUUUUUACAUUGCCUGAUUUAAACAACAAAAAGAAAGUAUGUGCAUUAAAAAUUAUAUAUAUGCAGGCCUCGGACUAUUUAUCCAUCUACAAUAAACAUUUAAAAAUUUAAA